Molecule: messenger RNA, 1517 nt
Organism: Ochlerotatus camptorhynchus
Lineage: Eukaryota; Metazoa; Arthropoda; Insecta; Diptera; Culicidae
Gene: TrpRS-m
Product: Tryptophanyl-tRNA synthetase, mitochondrial
Exons: 3
Coding region: 112-1236 (374 amino acids)
Biological process (GO): mitochondrial tryptophanyl-tRNA aminoacylation
Cellular component (GO): mitochondrion; mitochondrial matrix
Molecular function (GO): ATP binding; tryptophan-tRNA ligase activity
Source: RefSeq, a predicted model, not a curated record
UCUCGACAAAAGUGCGUAACCGGUGCGGAUGAGUGGUAUUUUACUAUACCAUACAAUUUAGUCCAUUUAGUCAGAAUCUACGGUCGUGAACCAAGCAUUUCCCUCCAUAAAAUGAGUCGACAAAUCCUACGAUGUACUUCAAAAAUCCUUCCUUUGGCCCACAGAAGUGCCAGUUCACAAGCCAAGAGCCCAGUGUGGCCUCGUAAGAUCUUUUCCGGUGUGCAACCGACGGGUGCUUUACACAUUGGCAAUUACUUGGGUGCCAUCAAGCGUUGGGUUGAUCUGCAGGAUGCGGGCGAAAACGUAACCUACUGCAUAGUGGACCUUCAUUCGAUCACCCUGCCACAGGACCCGCAGGUGUUGCGGCACAACAGCCUCCAGAUGGCUGCCACACUGCUAGCAUGCGGAAUAGAUCCCUCCAGAGCGACGUUGUUCCUGCAAUCCGGGGUUCCGCAGCAUGCGGAGCUCUCGUGGAUUUUGGGAUGCAUGACGACGAUGGCUAGGUUAACCCAUUUGCCACAGUACAAGGAUAAAUCGGCCAAAUUGAAAGAAAUCCCGCUGGGAUUGUACAUCUAUCCGGUACUUCAGGCAGCUGAUAUAAUGUUGUACAAAGCAACCCACGUUCCGGUGGGGGAGGAUCAAAUCCAGCAUCUGCAGAUGGCUCAGUCCUUGGCCAGGGCGUUCAAUAACAGGUUUGGUACGACGUUUCCGUCCUGUGAACCCAUUAUUUCAGAUGACACCAGUUGUCGGCUGAAAUCACUUCGGGAUCCGACGAAAAAGAUGUCCAAAUCGGAUCCAGAUCCGAAGGCUUGCAUCAUGCUAACGGACAAUGGGAAAGAGAUUGUGGAAAAAAUCAAAAAAUCUGUUACCGAUUUCACUUCCGAAGUGACGUUCGAACCGGAAACGCGACCAGGUGUGGCAAAUCUGAUAACGAUCCACUCGUUGGCCAGUGGUAAGACACCGCAGCAGAUUUGUCAGGAAGCCAAAGGUCUGAAUACCGGCCAGUACAAACAGCACGUGGCUGAUGCACUGGUUGAACACUUGAACCCCAUUCGGGUCCGCAUUGAAAGGUAUAUGGCCGAUCCGGACUAUUUGGCGGGGAUUAUUGAGGAGGGCUGUGACAGAGCGAGGACCAUCGCCGAGAAGACGGUGGCCGACGUGAAGGAUAAGGUCGGAAUGAAUGGGUUCAGUUUGGCGCGGACGCACAGGUUGCUCCACGAGCAGAAGGCGAAGUAGAUUGUUUGGGUAAUGGUCGUAUGAUAGACUAUAAUAGUUGUUGAACAUGUUGAAGAUUUGUCGAACCUGUUUGUUCAUUCGGUAAUGAUGACAACUCCUAAAAUUGUUGUUUCGGAUAAUGGAAAAGAAGUACAGUAGUGUGAAGAAGCUAAAAUAUCCUUUUCACAAUAAUUCUGUUCAUUCUGUCCCACCCGGUAAGUAAAUUUGGUUAGCUUUCAUAACAUAACAACAGAAGCACAUUGGUAAGAGAGUGGUUAAAAUUAUCCAGUUUAAUCGAUUAA